AUGCCGCUUCCAGGACCGACGAAGGCGUGGGUGUCUCUGCUGCUCUCCGCCGUCGAGCUGUCAGGGGUCACAGAAUCCUUACCCUCACCCUCUUCGCCCAAGGGCACGCUGGCGCUUCUCGACAUUAGACAUUUCCGGACCUGGUCGACAAUCACGCUUGCCAAGUUCGGUGUGAUGGUUUCGUCUUGA
Molecule: messenger RNA, 189 nt
Organism: Penicillium canescens
Lineage: Eukaryota; Fungi; Ascomycota; Eurotiomycetes; Eurotiales; Aspergillaceae
Exons: 2
Coding region: 1-189 (62 amino acids)
Source: RefSeq, a predicted model, not a curated record